CCUGAUUAUCCUGUAACCAGCAGGGACCUGUUAGAGUUUAGUUUACAUCUUCUUUAUUUUUAAAGGGUAUAACCAUGCUGAAAGAACUAAGUGCAGGUUUCUGUCUCAAGGCCUUUCUAGCUGAGCUGAUAGCGACCUUCUUGUUUGUUUUUGUUGGCUUGGGAUCAACUCUAUCAUGGUCAUCAGCCAUCCCAACGGUCCUUCAAAUAGCCUUCACCUUUGGUUUGGGCAUAGGCACUAUGGUACAAGCAGUAGGUCACGUAAGUGGGGCCCAUCUUAAUCCAGCUGUUAGCAUAGCCCUCCUCGUUGGGGCUCGGAUCUCUCUAGUUCAGACCUUUUUCUAUAUCAUAGCUCAGAUGUUGGGUGCAGUAAUAGGAGCAGCUUUACUUUCCGAGUUUGCGCCACCUGAAAUCAAAGGAGCAUUUGGAGUCAAUCUGCCAAGCAACAAUGCGACUCCUGGACAAGCCCUGGCCAUUGAGAUCGUCCUGACACUACAACUGGUCCUCUGCAUUUUUGCCUCGACGGACAGUCGGAGGUCAGAUGAUACUGGGAGUCCAGCCUUAUCCAUCGGACUUUCUGUGGUUUUGGGACACUUACUUGGGAUAUAUUACACCGGAUGUUCCAUGAAUCCAGCACGUUCUUUUGGUCCUGCACUAGUUAUGGGAAACUUUGAAUAUCACUGGAUUUUCUGGGUGGGGCCAAUAACAGGAGCCGUGCUGGCAUGCCUAGUUUAUGACUAUCUCUUUGCACCCUACUCGGUGAGCACCAGUGUGAGACUGGAAAUCCUGCGUGACAACAUUCUGCAUGAGAAUGAGAAAGAGGAGAGAAGGAAACACUCUGUAGGCCUCAAUUCCCUUUACAGCCAAUCAAAUCAUAAAGAGAAAGUGUAACAUGAUGCAUUG
Molecule: messenger RNA, 902 nt
Organism: Nanorana parkeri
Lineage: Eukaryota; Metazoa; Chordata; Amphibia; Anura; Dicroglossidae
Product: aquaporin-2-like
Exons: 4
Coding region: 75-890 (271 amino acids)
Biological process (GO): transmembrane transport
Cellular component (GO): plasma membrane; apical plasma membrane
Molecular function (GO): water channel activity
Source: RefSeq, a predicted model, not a curated record